UGCCAAAAUUCCCAUUCACCUCACCGCCCACUUUUCUUCGACCUCAGCUCGUCUUCAACUGCAAUCCACAUGCAUGUGCUACUUCUUUGAUCGGCUCUAUCCACAACGCGAUAGUCUACUAACGCUCACGGGCAACAACGCCGAGGCGGCGCGGGAAGACACACUUUGGACCUUGCUUCCGAAAGGCGCGUCAAUGCUGCGGCCCUUGGUGUGAUGUUCUCGCUAGUCCAGGGCAUCUACGAGGAGCUGACGUACGUCAACGAACGCAAAAUAGCCCUGCUCGGCGUCGAGUCCUCUGGAAAGUCUUCUAUACUAGAAUGGCUCAAGGUGUACUUGAAAAAAAACGCGCCUGCGGAAGCUAUCGUUGAGAAGCCCUCGUCUCUGGAAAAAAUGAAUCCUACGGUCGGUCUUAAUGUUGCGAAGCUUCACACUGCUGGUGAGAAGCUUCUCGUUUGGGAUCUCGGCGGCGCGAAGGCCUUGCGCUCGAUUUGGGAGCGCUACGUCGAGGAUGCGGAGGUUGUUAUUUGGGUUGUCGAUUCCGCAGACGAGUCGAAGCUUGAGGAUUCCCGGGAUGAAUUGAAAAAGCUCGUUGUGCGCGAGCAUUUGGUACAUAGCCCGCUCCUCAUAUUUGCCAACAAGCAGGAUCAAAAAGAUGCGAUCGAUCCCGUCAAAAUCAGUCUUGAUCUCGACCUUCUGUCCGACGCGGAGAAAAGGCCGCAGUGUGUGCAACCAUGCUCAGCAGAGUCUGGGGAAGGCAUCCGCGAAGGCAUACAGUGGCUCAUGGCCAAUUUGCAGGGAAACAUGAAGCUGGAGAUCAGAAUUCCUUAAUGGACUGUCGACAAGAGUGCAAAAGCAAAAACUUCUACAAGGCAUUAUAUUAUUUUGUAAGGAAGGACAAGCGUGGUUUUGUCUUCUCCGAUAGAUGAAUGCGCUGGUAUCUGGUUGAUACCAAAUCCUGGGACAUAUUCUUCGUGAAGCUUUAUGGGGCAUCCAUUCACGCUUCCUUCCUCGGAAUGG
Messenger RNA from Chondrus crispus (carragheen), 1017 nucleotides. RefSeq names its product Arfrp1. The coding region runs from base 214 to 828 and encodes 204 amino acids. Gene Ontology annotation, molecular function: GTP binding; GTPase activity. Gene Ontology annotation, cellular component: Golgi apparatus. The transcript has 3 exons. Gene Ontology annotation, biological process: Golgi to plasma membrane protein transport; protein localization to organelle; intracellular protein transport. Lineage: Eukaryota; Rhodophyta; Florideophyceae; Gigartinales; Gigartinaceae. The record is from RefSeq and is a predicted model, not a curated record.